Molecule: messenger RNA, 1374 nt
Organism: Rotaria socialis
Lineage: Eukaryota; Metazoa; Rotifera; Eurotatoria; Philodinida; Philodinidae
Source: the annotation of a GenBank genome assembly
AUGGCUUCAUCAACUAUAGUGAAUUCUUGGACAGAAUGGGGUCCAUUAGAGCUUGUUUGUGUAGGCAGCGCUCAUGGCAUGUGCUUUCCAGAUGAGACUCCAGCGUUUUCGAGUAUUACAGGACCAUCCAAUAUACGCCCAUAUCUUAAAUCGAUUGUAGGACCACGACCUCUUCGUCGUAUCCAAGAAGCCCAAGCUCAAUUGGAUCAUUUGGUUGAUCUAUUAAAAGCUGAGUCUGUUAUAGUUGCAAGUUCAAUUGAAGAUACAUUCAAUGAGGAUAUUGGAGAAGUUCUCACUCGAAAACAAACAUCAAUAAAUGAAAGUUCUCAUGCAACUGACGAUAGGAUUCUUCACAAAGAUAAGAUCGAUGUGUGUCGGCCAACCUCGCUUUCCAAUGAACAACUGAAGUUUGAUCAGCAUUUAGUCACACCUAAUUUUACAUCGACAUAUCAAUUUGGUUUAGCAUGUCCUCGUGACGUAAUAAUUACAUUGGGUGACACAGUGGUAGAAGCACCCACUGCCACUCACUUUCGAUAUUUUGAAACCGAAUAUUACAAAACUCUACUUUAUUCCAUAUGGUCUCGAAGUUCAAAUAUGAAAUGGUUACAACCUCCAAAGCCUACAUGUUCACCGACGCGUAUGUUUUAUGAUGUUAACUACUGGCAAAGAAACAGCCAUGAUAAAGUGCCCACUUCAAUUGAUUCAAAUAGUAGCUACAAAACAAAUUUGAACGAGACAGAAAUUGCUUUUGACGCAGCGGAUAUUAUGCGUGCAGGCAAAGAUAUUUUCUAUAAAAAGUCUAAAACUGCCAACAACCAAGGUAUACAUUGGCUUCGUCGUACGUUUCCUCAUUUACGUUUCCACAUGAUGCAUUUCCCAGGCAAUCUUGAUCGCCAUCUGGAUACAUCACUAGUACCACUUCGACCGCCAACAUCAGGAUCUCCAGGUAUUGUUCUCAUAAAUCAAAAUCGUCCUCCUUUGGUCAGUGAAAUGAAAUUGUUUACUGACAAUGAUUGGCGUCCAAUAUGGGGACCUUUGCCUGCUACCGAUACGUUACCACCAUUUGCACUGUGCUCAAGCAAUCGCAAUUUGAACUUACUUUCACUCAAUGAUCAUUGCGUUAUUAUUGAAGAAUGCGAAAUGCCACUAUAUCGAUUAUUACAUGAUGAAAUGGGCUUUGAUGUUAUUACAUGCCCUUUUCGCGUACUAAAUGAAUUCGGUGGUGGUAUUCAUUGUGUGACAUGGGAUAUUCGUCGUCAAGAUUCUUGCAUAGACUAUUUUCCAAACCAGGACUACGAAGCGGAAUGCCUAUUAGAGUUAGACAACUAUUCCGACGUAGUAAUGUUAGCUCACCACGUUGAAAAGAAACUCUGA